Molecule: messenger RNA, 859 nt
Organism: Kogia breviceps (pygmy sperm whale)
Lineage: Eukaryota; Metazoa; Chordata; Mammalia; Artiodactyla; Physeteridae
Gene: C5H21orf140
Product: chromosome 5 C21orf140 homolog
Source: RefSeq, a predicted model, not a curated record
AAAGCUCUUUAUGAGGUCACCAUCCUACUCGUGCCAGAUCUCUGCAGAUGGAGACGCUCAAGCUUUGAAAAACACUUGAAGGGCGACCAUGCCUCACUUUGCAAAACCUCUUUUAAGAAAUAUUAUUAUCAGAAAUCUAUUCAAUAACAUGAAGAGGAAGCAAUGUCUCCAGUAUUUGAAAACGCUGAGAACACUGCAGUGUGAUGGGUUUACGAGUGUAUAUUUUGGGGAGACUGAUAUCCCUGAGAGUCUGGUAACAGGGGAAGAUUUUAGUGAUGGCUAUUUCAUGCCACGUCCAACUUGGUGUAUCACGCAUGCCGGUGGCAGUCAAGGAUGGAUGCCUUGGAAAUAUCGGAUUUUCCUAAGGGAUGAGUUAUGCAUCAAACAAGAAGACAGCCUCUUCUCGGAGUUCUGUGACGUGGCAAAGAAGACCUACGGGAAGUGCACGAUUGUGGUCAAAGAGACAAGGCGGCAGGAUGAGACGGAGCCAGAGGAAGACAAGGAAUCCGAGGCCCAGGCCCACGUCCCAUCGGUCAUGAACUUAACGAACGUCACGUGUUGUCCCGAGGUGGCCAAGUCCUAUGGCCAUGAACUACUCUCUCUGCCUUCCCCUUACAGCUAUCUGAACCCUCUAGACUCAGCCUGGUCUUCUCUGAAGUGGUUUAUCAUCAAUAACAGAAAGGAGUUUUGUUUGCAGUCCGUGGAUGGUGUCUGUUCUUACCAGUAUAUACUCUUCAGUGAUUUAAUUAGCCAAGGGAUUGAAAGGAUAAACCCAAGCAAAUGGAGAACACUAACAAACAAAGUACGAAGAUGGGAAAACUACUAUCUUGGUAAAUUUCCUGAAGUGCGAUUCCUCUAA